Prunus armeniaca (apricot) is the source of this 285-nucleotide messenger RNA. The record is from the annotation of a GenBank genome assembly. Lineage: Eukaryota; Viridiplantae; Streptophyta; Magnoliopsida; Rosales; Rosaceae.
AUGGUUACAGGCUACAAGGAAGCCAAGACUACUACUGACAAGCUGGAUAAAAAGAUUGAAGAACUUCAAAAACAGCUGGCUGUGCUAAGGGAGAGGCAGAACAAACUUGGGGCUGGACUAGGUACUAAGACCAAGGCCACUUUCCUUGUGCAGAACAUGGUUGUGGCUUCUAGGCCAGCAUUGAAAAUUGCAUUGGUCUCUCUUCAUCAAGGGAUCCUUCUCCAGCAAGAAAUUUCUACCAAAAAGACCGGAUUGCAAGAGACCCUUAGGAAACUAGGGCUUUAA